This is a messenger RNA of Cyphellophora europaea CBS 101466, 1266 nucleotides long. RefSeq lists its product as uncharacterized. NCBI's taxonomy places the organism in Eukaryota, Fungi, Ascomycota, Eurotiomycetes, Chaetothyriales, Cyphellophoraceae. The record is from RefSeq and is a predicted model, not a curated record. Gene Ontology annotation, biological process: sphingolipid biosynthetic process; inositol phosphoceramide metabolic process. Gene Ontology annotation, molecular function: inositol phosphoceramide synthase activity. The coding region runs from base 1 to 1266 and encodes 421 amino acids. Gene Ontology annotation, cellular component: inositol phosphoceramide synthase complex. The transcript is spliced from 2 exons.
AUGCAGCCGUUUUCCUCGUCUGCGAAGGACAAGCAGGCCCGGGUACAGAUACCAUGGCGGUCAAUACAACUGUUGGUUCCGCACCGACUACGCCGAAAGAUUCGCUCCAAGCUACGAAACCGCCAGUCGCCCGCGUCCUCAAUUACCGCACUCCAGACAUCCAUCUCACCCUCGGAUACGCUCAGAUCGUUACAACAGCAUAAGUGGACAUGGCACGAUGGGCAAUGGGUGAUAUUGGCAUUCCUCGGUAUCUUUUCGUUGUGCAUUAUCGAGUCUCCUGGCCCUCUCGUCAAGAUGGCGGUAGCGACAUUUAUCGGCAUCUCUCUCAUCCUGCCCGUGACAAGGCAGUUUUUCCUCCCUUUUAUGCCCAUCGCGGCGUACCUGAUAUGGUUUUACUCUGCACGAUUCAUUCCUAGCGAAUACCGGCCACCCAUCUGGGUCAAAGUACUUCCCACCCUCGAAAACAUCUUCUAUGGCGCCAAUCUCAGCAAUAUCCUCUCGGCGCACCAGAAUACCGUCCUCGACCUGCUUGCCUGGUUCCCCUAUGGAAUCUGCCAUUUUGGCGCUCCUUUUGUCUGCGCCAUUCUCAUCUUCGUUUUUGGUCCUCCCAAGACCCUCCGUACAUACGGCUUCGCCUUUGGCUGGAUGAACGUUAUUGGUGUGGUCACACAAGUGGUCUUCCCAUGCGCUGCUCCAUGGUAUGAGAAUUUGUACGGACUAGCACCUGCAAAUUACAGCAUGAAAGGAUCUCCGGCUGGCCUGGCUCGCAUAGACAAGCUCUUUGGUAUCGAUCUCUAUACCUCCGGCUUCACCGCAUCUCCCAUGGUUUUUGGUGCGUUCCCCUCACUACACGCUGCGGAUGCCACAAUCGAGGCUCUAUUCUUGUGCCACAUCUUUCCCAAACUCACCCCAUUGUGGUCAUUUUAUGUGGUGUGGCUGUGGUGGGCGACUAUGUAUCUCUCUCAUCAUUACCUGGUCGACCUGGCUGCUGGAAGUCUUCUUGCUGGGAUCGUCUUCUUCUUUGCCAGGUCCAGCUUCCUUCCCCGGCUGCAGUCCGGAAAGCGAUUCCGCUGGGACUACGACUACAUUGAGGCCGGUGAUGAGCCCAACGAAUAUGGCUAUGGUCUUGCGGCGUUGGAUGGGUCACACCCUGACAGUGACGAGUGGACUAUUGGCUCGUCAUCAUCCAUUUCAUCCGGCUCCUUAAGUCCCACAGAAGAAGAUCCAGCGCGGUGGAACGGCGAAAUCUACGACACUCAACGAUAA